GUGCGUGAACCGCAUCAUGAAAGCGUCAGUCUUUCGCAAAGUCAUUCAUUGUUGCUAGUCCGUGUCACGCCCCUGUAAAACCGGAUCUCACCGUGUGCGAAAGUUGAUCGUGCAGAUUAUCUGGUGAUUGUCAGUGCGUAGCACGCCGGAUCAUGCCGGAUGUAGCUGCUGGUCGCUUAGCAACCAGUCACCUGCGCUAGACGUAAUAACAACCAAACAGUGAACUUUGAUGCCGCGGCUCGUUUGAAGUGUUUGUGUGCUAGAAAGAGGAUUGUGAAAAAAUGAAGCUACCCGAAAGCAACUGUACACCCCCCGAUGACGAUCGAUGGUUAGCACCCGACACGGCCGCCACACCGUUCGCGGAUCGUCUUUACAGACCAAACGACGAUACGUCGGAUACGAGUCCACCGAAGCCAUGCGAAAAGUUAGAAGACAAAUGCGCCAACGAGCAAGACGGAAAACUGUUCAACGAAAAACCUCUUUCUAAUGAUGCUGCCGCUGCUGCUGCGAGUCUCCUUACGGAAGUUGUUUCCGCGUCAACUACGAGAGGUGUAUUCCACCAGCUACUACUUACAUCCGCAGUGCUGCUGCUGGUGACGGCGUGCGGUAUGCCGAUAGGGUACUCGGCAAUCUUACUACCUCAACUGUACGAUGCGAACGAAUCUCUGGCCAUCGACAUUGAGAUGGGCUCGUGGAUCGCAAGCGUCCACAGCUUGGCAACUCCUAUUGGAUCAUUCGCUUCCGGUCCCAUCAUGGAUCAGUGGGGACGUCGACCAGCAAUCCUGUUGGCCAUUGUGCCGCUCUUCGCUGGAUGGGUUCUGUUGGCUACAGCUUCCUCCCAUUUGCUGCUGCUACUUGGUCGAGUAGUGGCCGGAAUCUCGGUCGGAUUGAUCGCCGCACCGGUACAGGUACUGUUGGCGGAAAUAGCUGAGCCUCGGCUUCGGGGACUCCUCAUAGGAGCUCCAUUUGUUUCGUAUUCGUUGGGAAUUUUGCUCGUAUACGCGCUGGGAAGUCAGCUACACUGGCGAGCAGUGGCUUGGGCUGCCACCGUGCUGCCUCUGCUGUCAUUUUUCGCACUAUACUUCGCACCAGAGUCUCCAACGUGGCUGGCACGCAACAACCAACCGGAGCGUGCUGCGAAAGCCCUUAACUGGCUGCGCGGAUCUCCUGUGGUGGCGAAAACGGAACUACAGAAGCUAACGGAUCGAUUCGAACAGGAACAACAACAAGAGCAAGGGGGCGGAGGGCAACGGUUCUGGCGUUCGCUGAUGGAGAUAUCGAUGAUCAAACCGCUCGUCAUCAUAAACGGUUUCCACGUGCUACAAAUCCUGUCCGGCACGUACUUGGUGGUAUUCUAUGCCGUCGACAUCAUUUCCGAUCUGGGCGGUAGUGACAUCAACACCAUACAGGCCGCCGUUCUCACGGCGAUCGUACGACUUGCCUUCACCGUCCUCUACUGCUUCCUUCUGCUUCUGAUGCCGCGCCGAACGAUGGUGCUCCUGAGUGGACUCGGAUCGAGCAUUAGUUGCGUUGCGAUUGCGAUCUUUAUGUAUACCCGAAGUGGAGACGCUAACAGCUCCGCUCCGCCGUAUGAGACGUACAUAGCCGCAGCACUGAUCCUUCUGUACAUCGGCUCCAACACGGGUUUUCUGACCAUGCCGGGCAUUAUGAUCGGUGAACUGUUGCCGGCGAAGAUCCGUGGUCAAAUCGCGGGGUACCUGUUUACGGUGUUCAAUCUCGUACUAUUCGGCGUCGCGAAAGGCUUCCCGCAUGCUAAGGCAGAACUCGGGACGCAAGGGCUGUUCGUGAUGUUUGGCGUGGCGUCAUUCGGUGCCACGCUGUUGACGUACUUGCUACUGCCAGAAACGAAGGGUCGUACACUACACGACAUCGAGGACUACUUUGGCCAGCGGAACUGGUUGUGGAUGAACCGCAAACGUACGGGAAAGGAAGAUACUCGCGAAGAGGGCCAACCACUAAACACGAUAGUUCCCGUAUAACUCCCAGAAUAAUUUGAGCGUCACACAAAGCACUUAAGAAUGUCCACUUUUCAGGGCAAAGUGAAGGAAACAGACAAAAUAUUUGUGAUAUUUUACUCUGCUUGUAGAUGUAUCUUAAAGGUUAGGUUAUAAGUUAAAUAUUCCUACAAAAACGUUACCCUCUCUUGCUGUUGAACGGAAGUACGGGCCUAGCACUUUGCACCGUUCUGUGGUCAACGUCUCGUGGUAUGUUGUACGCACGCCAAUGAUAAAUAUAUGAACCGAGUUUUAAACCGGUUUCAUACC
Anopheles bellator is the source of this 2285-nucleotide messenger RNA. RefSeq names its product facilitated trehalose transporter Tret1-2 homolog (gene pippin). The record is from RefSeq and is a predicted model, not a curated record. Gene Ontology annotation, molecular function: transmembrane transporter activity. The transcript has 5 exons. NCBI's taxonomy places the organism in Eukaryota, Metazoa, Arthropoda, Insecta, Diptera, Culicidae. Gene Ontology annotation, cellular component: membrane. Gene Ontology annotation, biological process: transmembrane transport. Bases 282 to 2000 code for a protein of 572 amino acids.